AUGUCUUUUGAUCCUGAUGAGGACGAUUUGGAUUUGGCGAUUGCCCGCGAAUUGGGCGCGUCUAGAAACAUCCAACAGCUACAACAGAUGAACACUGCCGAAAAAGAGCUGCAGAAUCAACUUGCAAGCCAUAAAGCCUACAAUAACAAGUGGCAAGCCACUCCUGCUGUAAGAUCAAGGCAAGCAAGAAGAGCCAAGGCCAAGUUACAAGCACUGGAGCAUGGGGUGGCUGAUGAAUGCGUGGCAUUGCCAAAUAGCCUGAAUGACAUGGACUUGGAUGACCAGAUGAGUACAACCACCAACAACAGUGGCAGCACUCAUAGCCUCAACUACGACGCCGACUUUGACAGCAGUAGCUCCGGAAACAUCUGCGAUAAUCGCCAUACUCGCCGACGCCGCUUCAGGAAAAACGUAAAUGGCACGCCGGGGCUAAAUUUCCAGUCAACAGGCGACUCAGAUCAUAGCUUCGCGUGUAGUUCUGACAGCACAGCCGCGGAUUCCGCGCUAUCAAAUUUUAGUACAAUGUACAAACAGAGACACACGGAAUUCUCAGAGCAACCUAACUUACCACCGCUAAACUUAGGACAAGUCACAUUGCCGCCGAUACCUGGUGUAUCCGCCCCAGCGUAUGUCUCACGAGGAAGGACGCUGCGUGCGCAAAGAGCACGCGGCAUGCUGAUGGCCCUCCGAGCCCAGCGUCGUUCCGGCUAUUACUAAAUCGUUUAUUAUCCUCAUAAAUUUUCUGUCGUUUACUAAAUUGUCUAAGAUUCGAUUUGAGAGUUGUUUUCAUUUGUUUCAAUCGCCAGGAAUUGCGAUUUGUUUGUUUUUCUGUCAUUAUUUGCUUUGACAAUCUAAUAUUUUACUUUGAAUAACCGCCAAGAUGAUCAAGCUCUCGUUCUAUGAACUCUUCCUGCGCCUGGUGCAGAAUUAUUUAAUUUACGUAGCUCUGACGAGAUUUUGGAAAAUGGUCUCGCCCUAUUUGAUGGAAUUAUUGGCGCCAGAGAUUGAAGAGCGAAGCGCAGAGAGCGAAAUGGAAAGCGAAAAUGAAUAGACUUUCCACUUCCAAGGGGACACAACCCCUACAAUGCGGGUGGGAAAGAUUAAAGCGUAUUUUUACGAUUUUUUACAUUUUCUACAUGUCUGUAGGAUUUUGAAUAAUGUAUACAGUAAAAUUCAUUUGAGUCCGAUUAGUGUCGCCAUCUAUUAGCAUGCAUUAUUCUUGUUUUUUAAAUGCUUUAAUUUUUGUUUUGAUCACAGUUGCUGCUGUGUAUUGAUAUUUUUGUUUUUUAUAUGUCAAAGAUUAUUUUUCCGAUUUUGGGUAAAAAAAAAAAUGGAAUUAAUACAGCUAAUUACGAGCCUA
Molecule: messenger RNA, 1360 nt
Organism: Dalotia coriaria
Lineage: Eukaryota; Metazoa; Arthropoda; Insecta; Coleoptera; Staphylinidae
Exons: 2
Coding region: 1-717 (238 amino acids)
Source: RefSeq, a predicted model, not a curated record